This is a messenger RNA of Xyrauchen texanus (razorback sucker), 7115 nucleotides long. Its product is annotated as voltage-dependent calcium channel subunit alpha-2/delta-2-like. Gene Ontology annotation, cellular component: voltage-gated calcium channel complex. Gene Ontology annotation, molecular function: voltage-gated calcium channel activity. Bases 141 to 3410 code for a protein of 1089 amino acids. Lineage: Eukaryota; Metazoa; Chordata; Actinopteri; Cypriniformes; Catostomidae. The transcript has 38 exons. The record is from RefSeq and is a predicted model, not a curated record.
CACCGUCAUCACUUCGUUCUACGUUGUUUUUUCUCCUGACGCGAAACGAGCGAUUAAUACUGCGCCAGACUGGGAUAUUCCGCUCUGCUGGAUUACCGUGAGGAUAUUUGCGCUACUGGUUUGCGGUGUUUUCAUGGAAAAUGGCGAGAUGUGUUCACGCGCGUCUGAUGAUGAUGGUGGUGAUUUUCAGCGGAUCGUGGACCGCUGUGGACGCGCUCACAUUCCCUCAGCAUUUCACGAUCAUGCACUGGGCUCGACGCAUUGAACAGGAGAUUGACAGAGUUCUGCAGCACAUCAGCGGAGCUCAACAACUCAAGGGGAUCUACAGUGAGAAGAGAAGACAGUUCAGUGUGGUCAGAAAUAACCCACGAGACAUCGUAGAGAAAGUCGCAACAGACAUCGAGAGACUGCUGGCCAAGAAGCGCAAAGCUCUCGAGAAACUGGCGAGUGAAGCGGAGCGUCUGCAGAAAGAUCAUCACUGGCAGGAUGGAAUCAAGGAGGAGAAUAUUGAAUAUUAUAACUCUAAAGCAGAGAUGGACUAUGACGGUGAAGACAUUGAUUCUCAGAUGUCGCUGAAGUUGGAUUUCAUUUACGACCCAAACUUCAAAAACCAUGUGAAUUACUCUCACACGGCGGUACAGAUCCCAACGGACAUCUAUAAAGGAGCUCCAGUGAUUCUGAACGAGCUGAACUGGACUCAAGCGUUAGAGAGAGUGUUUAUGGAGAACAGUCGAGACGACCCGUCGCUGCUCUGGCAAGCGUUUGGGAGCGCCACAGGAGUCACGAGAUAUUACCCAGCGGCUCCAUGGAGAGCGCCAGAUAAGAUUGACCUUUACGAUGUACGACGGCGACCCUGGUACAUUCAAGGAGCGUCGUCACCUAAAGACAUGGUCAUCCUCGUAGACGUGAGCGGCAGUGUUAGCGGACUCACUCUGAAACUGAUCAAAGCGUCAGUCACCGAGAUGCUCGACACGCUUUCUGACGAUGAUUACGUCAACGUCGCCAGGUUUAAUGAGAAGGCGGAGGCGGUGGUGCCGUGUUUUAGGCACCUGGUUCAGGCAAACGUUCGCAAUAAGAAGAUCUUUAAAGAGGCCGUCCAGCAGAUGCAAGCCAAAGGAACCACAGAUUAUAAAUCAGGCUUUCAUUUCGCCUUCAACCAGCUGCUCAACAAGACGAAUGUUCCUCGAGCGAACUGUAAUAAAAUAAUCAUGUUGUUUACGGACGGAGGAGAAGAUCGAGCUCAGGACAUCUUUGAACAGUACAACUGGCCCAAUAAAACGGUCCGUGUCUUCACGUUCUCUGUUGGGCAGCACAAUUAUGAUGUCACACCGCUGCAGUGGAUCGCAUGUGCUAAUAAGGGAUACUAUUUUGAGAUCCGCUCCAUCUGUGCGAUACGAAUUAACACCCAGGAAUAUCUGGACGUGUUGGGUCGACCGAUGGUUCUGGCGGGCAGGAGUGCUAAACAGGUUCAAUGGACGAACGUUUAUCAGGACGCUCUGGGUCUUGGUCUGGUGGUGACCGGCACGAUGCCUGUGUUUAAUCUCACAGUCGAUGGAAACUCUCAGAAUCAGCUGAUUCUCGGUGUGAUGGGGGUCGAUGUUCAUCUGGAUGAGCUGAAGAGACUCACACCACAAUACAAGCUGGGAGCUAACGGAUACAUCUUUGCCAUUGACCCAAAUGGAUACGUGCUGUUGCAUCCAAACCUGCAGCCUCAGGAGGAGGAUCUGCCUGAACCAGUAACUCUGGACUUCCUGGAUGCAGAAGUAGAAGACAGCAGCAAACAAGAGAUUCGACGGCAAAUGAUCGAUGGCAGAUCGGGUGAUAUCACUAUCAAAACUCUAAUUAAAUCAGUGGACGAGCGCUACAUUGAUGAAGUCGUACGGAUGUAUGCGUGGACUCCCAUUAAUGACACAGACUACAGUCUGGGACUGGUAUUGCCACCGUACAGUGAAUAUUACAUCCAGGCUGAUCUCAGUGAUGUCAUGCUACAACUGCAGUAUUUACAGUCUCUGCUGCCAAACUCUUUUGAGUCUGCAGGUCAUGUGUUUCUAGCUCCCAGAGAAUACUGCAAGCGCCUGCAGAUGGCAAAGAAUAACACACAGUUUCUGGCUGAUUUUCUGUCUCUGAUGGUGGAGAUCACACCUGAAUCUGAAGACUGUGAUCAUGGUCUGAUUCAUAAUCUGAUUCUGGACUCUGGGAUCCUCUGGCAGCUCGCCACACGCAUCUGGCAGAAUAAAGAUCUGAAUACGUAUGGAUUCCUGGCACUCUUUGCGUCCACCAAUGGAGGCGUCACGCGCGUUUACCCCAAUAUGGCUGCUGAAUCAUGGGAUGAAGACGUCGAGCCUCUGAAUUCAAACUUCUAUCGUCGCAGUCUGGACAAUAAGGGUUACAUGUUCAGAGCGCCGACACGUUCUUCGAUAGAUGAUCCUUUGAUCUCUGAAAACGGAACGGUGGGAAUUCUCGUCACCACCGCUGUGGAGGUCACAAUAGGAGGAAAAACCAUGAAACCUGCAGUUGUUGGUGUUAAACUGGAUUUAGAGGCGUGGGUCGACAAGUUCAAGAUCCUUGCCAGUAACGUCUCGGACAGCAGACAGGCCUCACAUAAGUGCGGCCCGUCCAGAUCCUGUGAGAUGGACUGUGAAGUGAACAGUGACGAUUUACUCUGUUAUCUGAUUGAUGAUGGUGGAUUUCUGGUGAUGUCCAAUCAGAGAGAUCACUGGAAGAAGGUGGGUCUGUUCUUCGGCGAGGUGGACCCGUAUCUGAUGUUCGCCCUCUAUAACAACUCAAUCUACGCUCGACAUCAGACCUUUCAGUUCCAGACUACAUGUGAACCGACGGCCAGCAGCCACACGGGAGCCGCACACAGACGAUUCUACGUGCCUUCCAUCGCUGAUUUUGUCAGUCUGGCGUGGUGGACGUCAGCAGCGGCGUGGUCUGUUUUGCAGCAGAUCUUGUAUGGACUCAUCUACAGCAGCUGGUUCACCAAAGAUGUGUUUGCAGAGAGUUUUUCUGACAGUAAAGAAAGCAGCAGCUGUGUGACGAUUCACAGUCAGUUUUAUUUCACCAACACCACCAACUCAUUCAACGUACUGCAGGACUGCGGGAACUGCUCCAGGUUGUUUCACGCCAAGCGAAUUGAGAACACAAAUCUCUUGUUUGUGGUGGCCGAGACUCUGCCCUGCAGCUCCUGUGAGAUUGAGAAACUACUUCCUGUCAGAACAAAGUCUCAAGAAGAGAACCCAUGUGAGGUCUUGAAUUCUGCUCGCUACAGGAAAGGACCCGACAAAUGCUUCGACUUCAAUUCUGAGGAAAACACAUCAGAGUGUGGCGGCGCUCCGUCUUUGCACUGUCCAAUCAGAUUCCUUCUCUGGAUUCAGUUAACGAUGCUUUACCUCAUUCUACGAUCUUAAUCUCAGAUUUACUGGCUCUGUGUGUCUCAUCCGUGUGACGCUCCGGUUCUCUCCUGAUAUAGUCCUGGUUUUCCUGCUCUCCGAUUCAUCAUCAGGUGCAUUCCAGCUGUGUGCCAUUACAGAGCAGAGCAUGAUGGGAAAAUCGUGUCUUAGUAACGCAGACAUUGUGCAGAUCCAGAACACCAAAACUGUCUUCAAUCGUUUCACUGAACAAAUCUACAUUUCUGCUGCCGUAAAGUGUGUUUGCUUGCCAAAUCCUAGAACAGGAGAGGACCUGGUUUGUUUUAAAACACGUAAAAAACAGCAAAGAUUUGAUGCUUAUUAUCUUAAUCUCGCUUUGUGCGUUUAUUUUUGUCUUGCUUCACUUUGGAUUUCAUGCCAAACCCAGACAUUGCGUGGGUGCUAAAUUACUGGGGACGUGCAACUUUUGUUUUCACGCGAUUUUUCAAGCUUCCUUGCCAAGAGAGAAUGUCUUUUCAUUGCUAACUGCUUUGUUUAGCAUUUUAUUGAGUUUUAGCGUUGUGUAGAAUGUUUCAAGGGCAUUUAUUGUGUUUAAAUAUCGCUGCCUGGUUUGUUACCCAACAGUGCCUUGGCGCACUUGUCCGAAUGGACCAACAAUAGCACUGGAUGUGUAUGAGACUGUCCCUGAGAGAAUGCUUGAAGAAGACACGGUACUGAAUGAUACGAUAAUGAAUGUUCGCUUGAAAUGUCUUUGGUUUACAGUAUGGGGCUGAAUGUCGCCAAACCUGUCAAGAAAUAUUUCGUAUUUCAUCCCUAAAUCAAAGAACAAAAUAAGAACGAAGGCUGUUUUUAGGACAAUGAAGAUUUUUUGCAUUGUGACAUUUAUAGGAAUGUUCCAGGUUCAGUUCAAGUUAAGCUCAACUAAAAAUGAUUUCUACUCGCUUAAGUGAUUGGGGCAAAUAUGUAAACGUUAAAAUUAGGGAUGCACCAAUUCUGCUUUUUUCUCUUCCAAUUCUGAUAUCGGAAAUCUCAGUAUUGGCCGAUCCCGAUCCGAUACUAGUGUUGUUGUUUAUUGCAUAAUCAGUUUAGAAUAUCUUUACAUUAUUGUGUGGAAAGAAAACCUUUAUUGUUCUAUAGUCUACUGGAUAGCGUAGCAGCAAAAUUAACAGUAAUUCUAAGUGUUCAGUAGAAAAGAAGUCCAAUUUUAAUUUUUUAUUUUUUUGGCAAACAUUUUUUAAAUUUUGUUUCUGGAUUUUGAAGGAUUCAAUUUAGUUAUAAGAUAUCAGUUCACUUUUAGAAUUUUAAGUACAACAGUAAUAUUUCUCAAUCGUGCACCUUUAACUUUGAACCCCUCACGCUUUUAUUUUGACAUUUUGAAGUCUCCAGGAUGUCCUGUAUGUGUCUGUUUGUGGGCUAGUUCACAGUAGUUUAAUUCGCUUAUUAUUCAAAUUCUGGUCAAAUGCUCCUCCGGUGCCGUUCUAAAUGCAUAUUAUAAGUGAGCUGAACUAUUGAGCUUCUACAUCUGAGAUGAUGUUCGUGAGUAGCGCUCAAAUAUUGUGCAACGCGUGAAUAAAAAUAGCCGCGAGUGUGUGUGUGUGUAAACAGAGCAGCGCCUUUCACUGAUGCUUACACUGCGCGUGCAUUUUAUAUAUUUACUUAUUAAACACAGACUUCUGUGAUUCACAGAGCUAUCGCACAUCUUUAAGUCGCUUUGAAUAAAAUGCACGAGUCAUAUGAAAUACUUAAAUUUAGUUUUUUGAAUUUUUGGAGUUUGACAUUAACGAACAUGACUAACACAAAGUAUCGGAUUUGGAUUGGGCUCGUUGGUACCCGCUCCGUCUAAAGUCAUCAGUAUCGGAUCCGUACCAUCCCUAUAUAAAAUACACAUCAUUUCAAAAGUAUAGCCACAAGGCGUAAACAUUUUACAUGUUAACAUGAUUUUAGUGUUCUAAAAUAUGUAAUUUACCUCCAUAAUAGUGUACACCAGAUAAAUACUAAUAUUGUUAUAAAUACUAAAUUGUAACAUUGGAUGUAACUUUACACGGGUGUGGUUAAUAAGCGAUUUCAUCACAGUAAAGUAGUGUUGAGUUUUGAAAAGAUGUGUAUUUGAAUGUUUAUGGAGUGGCCUCAAUCACUGCCAUUGUGAGUGUCUUACCGUAACAGCGACUUAUUUUUUUAUUUAUUUUUUUUAUAAAAAAUCGGUAUAUUACAUAUAUAAGUUUUUUUUUUUUUUUUUACUAUAAUUUUAUUUUGUAAAAACAUCACAAGGCAAAAAAAAAUAAAAAAAAAUUAUGGUUGUAAUGUACGCUCCAUUUUCUUUACGCAAAAUUAAAUUCCAUAUUAUCUGUAUUGAUUUUUAAGGGAAAAAUGACCUGGACAUUCACUCAAGCACGUCCUUUGACGUCGAGUAUUGGUUUUACUAUACACGUUCUACUGAUUCUGUCUAUACAAAGACACUAUUUGUCUGGUUGUUUUAUCUUUUUAUGUAAAUAUGACUAUUCCACAUGGAGUUGAAUUACUUCAGUGUGUUUUAAUUAAAUGGAUUGCAAGAUGAUUCGCCGUACCGCUGCAUGCUGGGAAAAAUGAAACACGAUACGAGCAUUUAUAGCCGUUGACCAAGACGCAAUGACUUAUCUUUUUAUUGAGUCCAUAGAUGUUAUCAAAAUAAUUUUUAUUUAAUUAUUUAAUUUGAUUUGAAAGUUGUAUAUUGCUUGCGAAAUGUAUCAAAUGUAGAUUUUGAGCUUUCUUGCUUAAGUUUGAUGGAAAUGUUUUGGAUUUUAUCGCAGAUGUUUUUGGUGAUAUAAACAUUUUAACGGUCCGUUUCGGGAAAAAAGUUACAUUACCAGUUAAAAGUUUAGACACCUACUCAUUCUUUACUAUUGCUACUUUUCACAUUUUAAUAGUUAAGUCAUCAAAAACACAAAUGAAACAAUGAGAAUUAUGACCAAAUAAUGUUAACCAAAUGAAGAGUUUCCUCUUCAACUUAUCCUUUGAAAAAUACUACUUGCGUAAAGAAAUUCAUACAUAGGCGACAUUUAUAUUUCACUACAAAACUAAUGAUCGUAGGGUUUUUAAACUUAGCGCAAAGCAUUUGGUUGGUGUUGGUUUUUCGAAAAAUGUAUUUUAGGUAUUUCGCUUGUUAAUUUGGCCAUGCUUCCAAAUCAAACCGGACCAAGAUUUUUAACACAAUGUUCUCGUUUAGUAUCGAGCUCUGAAUUGGACUCAAGGAGUUUCACGUGAUGUGUUUUGUUGUGUAUCGUAAUGGCUUGAGCAAUACUUUGAAUUAUGUCGAUUACAUUGAAAUUCAACGAGCACACCUGCUAUUGUCUUAAGAAAGAGCAUGAAAUCAGUAUUUGAGCCACUUUCAUUUGAUGACUUUGGUUUAAGCUUGUCUUUGAAUAUUGGCUUAAUGUUUGUAUAUUAUGAGCUAUGAGCUUUUUAAAAGUAUUAUUUUAUGCGAUUAAGAGUAUUUAUACUACUGUCUGUAUGUAAACAGCUCUGUGUUACACUGAAUUUUAAUGAUGUGUAGGAAUGUUUUCAUUAUUUUUCGUUUUUCAUUCUGUUGUUCUGCGGAUGUUUUGUUAACAAUGUGAAAGGGGUUUUCCUCCUUUCGACAGUCUUCCAUAUCACGCCAUUUUGUACAGAUGGCACUAUCAAGAAAGCCUAACUUUGUAUCAUACUGUGUCAUUCACUUCUGGAAAAUGUUUAUAAGAGAAUUGGUGAGAUAAAGACAUUCAUAUUUUA